This is a messenger RNA of Anthonomus grandis grandis, 891 nucleotides long. RefSeq lists its product as uncharacterized. The record is from RefSeq and is a predicted model, not a curated record. Bases 187 to 588 code for a protein of 133 amino acids. NCBI's taxonomy places the organism in Eukaryota, Metazoa, Arthropoda, Insecta, Coleoptera, Curculionidae. The transcript has 5 exons.
UGCUGAUUGAAGCAACAGGUCCAUGCCAGUAAAGCGAAGCUGAGUUGUCCAUCUACUUGUAGCUGAUUUAUAAAAGUUUUAGCUUUUUUUCUGUUAAGACGCGCGGUGGUGCAACUGGUUAUCUUCUUCGGGGUGGUGAAGCCACUUUUGACAAAUCCUCCUCAAACCACUAAAUCAAGAAAAACCAUGUGGUGGACCGCCUUAAAAUGGAUCGUCUUCGGAAUGGCCAUGAGCAUGUUGAACGACUCUUGCUGCAAUGCUGCGCCUGCGCCACGUGGUGACGAUAUGUACAGAGAACUGAUGAAGUUGGAUCAGCUGUAUUCCUCCAUUGCCAGACCCAGCCUGCGCAGCCUACCAAUGUCAUCAGAAGUGGGACAAAAGGUGCAGAGGGCACUAAAUAUGCUCAGACUUCAGGAGUUGGAUAACCUGUAUUCGCCCAGGUCGAGACCUAGAUUUGGUAAACGUGGAGAAGGCAACGAGAUACCGAUUAGGGCCAGCAACAUCGCGGAGGAGUACGAUAAUAACCAAAUGCAAUACAGGACCCAAGAGGAUGCCGACAUACAAGACUGGCUACCACUAAGGAGAUGAGAUAUUUUCCCAUAAAUUGUGCUUCAAUCCCUCUAUAAAUUAUUAUUAUAUCCUUCCAUAUAUUCUGUAUUAUUUAUUAUUAUUAGACUAUCGCCCAAUAUAGUUUUCAGUAAUUUUUGUUUACAGCUGCUUCAUUACUUAAGAUACACCCUCUAUAGGUAAUGUCUUGUCUAAUACAUGUAAUAGCUCUCCUAUAGUUAGAAUAAUGAUUAUUGUUAAAUAAUCUGCUAUGUACUACUUCCAUACAUAUUAUAUAUUUUAUCUUAUAAUAUAAAUAAAUAAAUAAAUGCAUAUUUGUGGCUA